This is a messenger RNA of Selaginella moellendorffii, 1518 nucleotides long. RefSeq names its product protein TIFY 4B. The transcript is spliced from 7 exons. Gene Ontology annotation, cellular component: nucleus. Bases 108 to 1346 code for a protein of 412 amino acids. Lineage: Eukaryota; Viridiplantae; Streptophyta; Lycopodiopsida; Selaginellales; Selaginellaceae. The record is from RefSeq and is a predicted model, not a curated record. Gene Ontology annotation, biological process: response to wounding; regulation of jasmonic acid mediated signaling pathway; regulation of defense response.
UUCAUCCUCGGCGAGCUCGUCUCCCCAAUUCGGCGUCUUCUCGGCUCCGGCGGGGCGAUUUCUAGGCUAACAUCCCUUGCAUUCUCCACAGCAGCAUUGCGCCUUCCAUGGCGGCCUCGAUUCUAGGUUGCGGUUCUAGCAAUGGCGUCGCGGUCACCGGUAAUCCUGCUCCAGCCGCGGCGGCCGAGGUGCCCGCGCCUCUCAGGCCGCUGGAGGAGCUCACGGAGCUGGAUAUCAGGCAGCUCACGCGGGAGGACUGUAGACGCUAUCUCAAGGAACGGGGAAUGCGCAGGCCGUCUUGGAACAAGGCACAGGCGAUCCAGCAAGUGCUGUCUUUGAGGAGUUUGCUUUGUCCUUCCAAUCCGGUAGGCCCUUCCUCCAAGAACCCGGGAAGUGCCGCGAACGCCCCUCCGGCUGAAGCAGCUGCUGCUGGUCACACCAAACAAUUACUGGACAAGGUCUCUCAGCAAAGCAUGCCAGAUUCUUGUCCAUCUAACAACGCCUCUGAUCCUAGGCCGCUCGCCGGAUGCUUUGGAUCUCUUGCCCCGACGUUAUCAGUUCUCAAUCCCGAUGCGAAACGUAACCCGCUGAGUUCUAAACCCGCGUCAACGACAAAGCCUCACAGUGCCCAGCUGACCAUUUUCUACUCCGGUAUUGUGAACGUGUACGACGAUGUCCCGCUUGACAAGGCACAAGCUAUAAUGCUUCUUGCCGCGAGUAAAACGUUUCACGUUCCGACAAGUUCAGUGCCUGGCCAUCCGCCGUUUACUAGAGCAACCCAACAACAACAACAACAACGAGAGCUUAACCAACAAACCGAAGCCACGCUAAAGUACCCGAUGCAGCACCAGCAAGCUCCUCAAAUAUAUCUAAGCUCGGCUUCAGCUCUACCCGACGAAAGCUGCACGGAACCUGGGCUUCCACAGGUCAGAAGUGCAUCGCUACAGAGAUUCCUGGCUAAACGACGAGACAGGUUGUCAGGGAAUCCUUCCUCGUCUAGGCGGAACGACAGAUCGAAAAAGCGGAGGUUCUCCCCGCCACCGCCACCGUUAACUUCGGCUUUGUUCCAGUUUCCUUCAAGUGCUAGAACAUCGCAAGUUUUAAGAUACUCCACUACUUCUACAACUACGAUCACUACUGCCACUGCUACUGCCGCUACUACCACGGGUGCCACGAAUGGUGGACAAUGUUCCAAUUCCAAUCAAGCAAGCGAGAAUGCAAGCAGCGAUACCUCCGGUGGAAGCUCUGGAACGCCGGACACAAGCGACACAACAAGGGACAACGACAAUGGACGAGUUUCCAAGGAAAAUGGACGAGUGUCCACCACUUGUCUCGCAGCAACGUGAGAGCUCUUGUGAGAGCUCUUGUGGGGCAAUCUCCCAUCUUGCUUGGCCGAGAGUUUUUUUUUUUGUAUAUAUAAGGUUUGGAUUGGACUAUUUUGUCUUUCUUCUUGGCUUCUUUGCAUGAAAGAAGUGACUCAAACAUAAAAGACGAAGAAAAGAAAGGGAGUUUUAAAGA